Messenger RNA from Solanum dulcamara, 903 nucleotides. RefSeq names its product short chain aldehyde dehydrogenase 1-like. Lineage: Eukaryota; Viridiplantae; Streptophyta; Magnoliopsida; Solanales; Solanaceae. The transcript has 4 exons. The record is from RefSeq and is a predicted model, not a curated record. Bases 1 to 903 code for a protein of 300 amino acids.
AUGAAAAAGGAGCGAGAGAGAUUGUCAGCGACAACAGCUACCUCUCAAAAAAAAGAAAAAACCUGUCUUCCUUCUCCAAUCCUUAAAAAGCUAGAGGGUAAAGUUACUAUCGUAACAGGUGGUGCUAGCGGAAUUGGUGAAUCUGCAACAAGACUUUUCAUCAAACAUAUUGGUGCAAAAGUAGUAAUUGCAGAUAUUCAAGACGAUCUUGGUCAAUCCAUCAUUAAAGAAAUAGGCAAAAAUAAAGUCAUCUCUUAUGUGCAUUGCAAUGUUAAAGUGGAAAAAGACGUCGAAAAUGUAGUGGACAUGACGGUCUCUAAGUACGGCAAGAUUGAUAUCAUGUUCAGCAACGCAGGAGUUCCAGAAGAACUCGAUUCCACCAUCUUGAAAAUCGACUACGAAAUUUUCAAAAAAGUAUUCGAUGUGAAUGUCUUUGGGACAUUAAUGUGCGCCAAACAUGCAGCCCGUGUGAUGAUACCGGAUAAAAAGGGCAGCAUUAUAUUCACUUCGAGUAUCUCCUCGGUUACAUGUGGCGGUGCGGCGCACACGUACUUGGCAUCGAAGCAUGCCGUGGUAGGGCUAGCCAAGAAUUUGGGUGUUGAAUUGGGACAACAUGGAAUUAGGGUUAAUUGUGUUUCUCCAUUUUGUGUGCCAACUCAAAUGUUGAAGAAUGGUCUUGGAAUUAAUGAGAAAGAAAAGAUUGAGGAAUUUGUGUCUCAAAUUGCAAACAUGAAAGGGACACGAUUGGACGUUGAGGAUGUUGCACAAGCAACAUUGUAUCUUGCUAGUGAUGAAUCAAAGUACAUGUUGUAUAUAAGUGGGAUGAAUAUUGUGAUUGAUGGUGGGUUUAGUACUAUCAAUGUUGCUCUCAAAAAAGACAUUAGCAAUACAUUGAGUUCUUAA